Molecule: messenger RNA, 5060 nt
Organism: Rhopalosiphum maidis (corn leaf aphid)
Lineage: Eukaryota; Metazoa; Arthropoda; Insecta; Hemiptera; Aphididae
Product: membrane alanyl aminopeptidase-like
Biological process (GO): peptide catabolic process; proteolysis
Cellular component (GO): cytoplasm
Molecular function (GO): peptide binding; zinc ion binding; metalloaminopeptidase activity
Source: RefSeq, a predicted model, not a curated record
UGUCUGCGUUCGACAACAUGCGACAGCAAUCGAUUAUUGCCUUUCUCGUAUUGUUCACUCACGUCUGGUGUAACGAUGACAACGUGGAUUUCGGACGGUUGCCGUGCGACACUGUACCGGAAAGGUACACGCUGAGCUUAGAGCCGGACUUUGAUGUGAAAAACCCUUCGUUCGCUGGCCGAGUGAAUAUUUCGAUCGCGGUGAAGACCACCACGGACGAGAUCACGUUUAAUUCCAAAGACUUGGUGUUGCACGAAAUCGGGUUAACGGGCGAUAACACCAACAGCGACGACUCUUGGAAGUACGCGGUGGACCGGCAACAAGUAAGAGUCAAAGCGAACAGACGUAUUUUGGAAAAACGAAAAUACACCAUACAUAUUCGUUUUAGCGGCUUUUUGAACGACGACGCAUCCGAUAUUUUCUACAGCUCUUACAAUGCCUAUCUGCUUUUCAAAAAGCGAGUGGCUACUAACAACCAAUUACUACAGUCCACACACGCAAGAAGUGUUUUUCCUUGUUAUGAUGAACCACGUUUUAAAACACCAUUUAACAUGUCAAUAAAAAUUAAAAGAAACGAAAUCGCUUUGUCAAACACUCCAAUUUUGAACACAGUCAACAUAGAUGAACCCGUUAUAGAUGACCCAACUCAAUACAAAAACAGAACUUGGGUUCAUUUUAUUCAAACACCGCUAAUUUCGACGUCUAUGGUUGCAAUUUUUGUUGGUAAACUCAAGCAACUCGAUAAAUCCCGUCGAAACUUAAUGAUUAAUGCGGACAGCUUAUAUUUGGAUAGAUACAUAAUGAAAAAUUAUCCUGACCAAUUGAACGCGAUAAAAAAUGACAGGGUUGUCGUUAAUGCUAUAGAAUCAUCAACAACAUACUAUAAUGCAACGACUGAACUCACUGAAUCCACCACUGAUCCUGUUACUACAAACUCGUCAUCGGCGUCCUAUAAUGCAACGACUGAACUCACUGAAUCCACCACUGAUCCUGUUACUACAAACUCGUCAUCGGCGUCCUAUAAUGCAACGACUGAACUCACUGAAUCCACCACUGAUCCUGUUACUACAAACUCGUCAUCGGCGUCCUAUAAUGCAACGACUGAACUCACUGAAUCCACCACUGAUCCUGUUACUACAAACUCGUCAUCGGCGUCCUAUAAUGCAACGACUGAACUCACUGAAUCCACCACUGAUCCUGUUACUACAAACUCGUCAUCGGCGUCCUAUAAUGCAACGACUGAACUCACUGAAUCCACCACUGAUCCUGUUACUACAGACUCGUCAUCGGCGUCCUAUAAUGCAACGACUGAACUCACUGAAUCCACCACUGAUCCUGUAACUACAGACUCGUCAUCGGCGUCCUAUAAUGGAACGACUGAACUCACUGAAUCCACCACUGAUCCUGUAACUACAGACUCGUCAUCGGCGUCCUAUAAUGCAACGACUGAACUCACUGGAUCCACCACUGAUCCUGUUACUACAGAUUCGUCAUCAGCAUCCUAUAAUGCAACAUUGGGUAUAACUGAAUCCGCCACUGAGAUAUCGGAACCUUUUGAGCUUACUACCAAUUAUAGUACUUUGAAAAAUAAUCCAAGCACUACAGAAUAUGACAUCACAUCCGAUAUUUCAAAAUAUACUACUUCCCAACCAUAUUAUGAACGCUCAUAUAUUUUGUAUAAUUCUAUUUUCAUAAGUGUAAUAAUACAUUUCGGCAUUAUAAUAGGUUCAGUAUUUUUAUUUAGUAAGAAAAUAAAAACAAAUGUUUACAAUAAUGAUGUAAAUAUUUCUGUUCACAACGCGUUAUUAAGUCAACUUGAAAAGCGUAAUGACACAAGGUCACAGAUUUCCAACGCAUGUAUAGAUAACCAAGCAUUUGUUGAGGAUAUCCUCACUAUAGUGUUGUUUGAUGUCAUUAUAUUACUCGUAUUUGCGUUUCGACUCAUAGCCAAACGGUCGCUUUUGUCACGCGACGCACCAGUUACACGUAUAUUUUGUCCGAACGCUGUUGAUUUGUUCGCUGUACGCGCGAUGUUGUGGGUGACGGUGGUUUUCAUCGUAGUUUCCUCGCUCGUCCGGGGCUACGAUGGCCGGACCGUGGAUUCCGGUCGGUUACCGGGUGACACGGAACCGUGGUCGUACGCGUUGAAAAUAGAACCGAACCUCGAAACGGAAAACGCUUCGUUCGCUGGCAGAGUGGAUAUCACGGUCGCAGUGAAGACCACGACCACCGUGAUCACGUUAAACUCUAAGGACUUGGUAUUGCACGAGGUCAGGGUGACAGACGAAAUCACCGGCAGGGACAUCAGAGUGCGCUCGUGGAGCUACGAGGAAGACCGGGAACAAGUGAUUAUAUCGAUGGAAGGGCACGUCUUGGCCAAUAGAGUAUACACGAUUCGUAUACGAUUCGAAGGCAUUCUCAGGGACGACGGAACAGGGUUUUUUAAAAGCGCUUAUGAAACCGAAUCGGAUGGAAAAAAGUGGAUAGCUGCUACUCAGUUUCAAACCACGAUGGCCAGAAGUGUGUUUCCUUGUUACGAUGAACCACAUUUUAAAACACCUUUUAAUAUAUCAAUUAAAGUUAAAGAAGAAGAAAUAGCUCUAUCAAAUAUGCCAGUUUUAAAUAUAGAUUAUGUAUACGAGGGGCUCGGCAAUGAUUCGUCUAAAUAUCAAAGUAUGAAAUGGGUUCACUUUGCACGGACGCCAAGCAUGUCCACGUGCUCGGUCGCGUUUUUCGCCGGUGAAUUCGAACAAUUCGACAAAAACCGCCGGAGCGCAAUCAACGUAUACUCUCAUUUGGGCCGUUUGUAUCAGAUCGAGUACAUUACGAAAGAGGCGCCCGACCUUUUGAGAGCCAUGGAAAACUACACGGGCAUACCGUACGCUAUGCCCGAACUGAACUUAUUAGCCAUGCCAACACUAGGCUUAGGGCAAUUCGACAAUUGGGGGUUGACUGCUUACCGAGAGAAAACGCUUUUCGUCGACUUUAAAUCGAACUCUAAGACGAUAAUGUCGGCGAAGAUGGCGGUAGGACGUGCUAUGGCGAAUCAGUGGUUUGGCAAUUUGGUGACGCCGACUCGAUGGGACUUCGCGUGGAUGAAUAAAGGGCUUGCCGCUUAUUUGCAAUACUUUGUCACCGCGACGGUGGAACCGGAAUGGCGACUUGAGCACUUUUUCGUCGUCGACAUGCAACGGCCUGCCAUGGAUUACGACCAAAUUCAAAGACAGCCUUUGACCGCGCCAGCAAUCGUACCAGGAGACGUGGACUAUUCCCCGGCCGACAAAUUUUCCGAACAGAAGUCCGUGGCGGUCAUGAGGAUGCUCAGCGACUGGGUGGGGGAAGACGUAUUUAAAAAAGCCAUUAAUGCGUACUUGACGCAUAACCAAUAUAGUGCAGUAAGACCGGAACAACUGUGGAGCGCGUUCGACAAUACGCUAAUCGAUAUGACAAAGUCCGGCUUAAACGGCAACAGCGUUCGCACUGUGAUGAAUACGUGGACGGAACAAGACGGAUAUCCCGUGGUGAACGUCAAGAAAAAAGACAAAUCACUCGUCUUAACUCAAAAACGAUUUUUAUCCGGUUUCACUGAAUCGGACGACACAACCAAGUGGUUUAUUCGUUUGAGUUACACGACGAAUAAAGAAAAAAAUUUCGACACCAAGUCCGCACCAACCAUUUGGUUGGACCCGUCGGUAGACGAAACGACUAUUCCGAUCAACGAUGACGUCGAAUGGUACAUUUUCAAUAUACAAUCCACAGGUUUGUACAGGGUGAACUACACGGAAGACAAUUGGCUGUCGUUGAUCAAACAGCUAAACGAUUCGCCUAAAGACGUACACGUUCUCAACAGAGCCCAGCUGAUUGACGAUUCGUUCAGUUUGGCGAAAGCGGGUUUGCUGGAUUACACGAUACCGAUGAGCAUCGCAGAGUAUCUGAAAAAGGAAGAUGACGUCAUACCGUGGUUCUCAGCCAUGAAGAGUUUCGACUACGUUAUAAACCGUAUGAGACGUUACAGAAAUGCGUACGUCGAUGUCAAGGCCUAUUUCUUUAACCUGGCCGACGAUGCGUUGGAAAUAAUAAACGAUCUGGUCGCCGGACAAAAAAGUCCACAGCAUCCCACCGUUAUCGGCUGGAGUGCGUUAUCGACGUGGGCGUACAAGUUGGAAGAAAACCCGUGUUGCAGUCGGGCGGCGUUGGAACAUUUUCGGAGAUGGCGAAACGGCGAAGAAAUAUCGGCCGACGUCAAAGACGCUGCGUUCUGUGUCGGAGCUCAACAAACCUACAGCUCAUACCAUUUGGACAGACUUUUAAACCUGUACAAUACCACCAAAUCGUAUUCGGAAAGAGGAUCAGUGAUAAAAGCGCUGUCUUGUGCCGACAUAACGACACUCAUGACAUAUUUGACGUUAAUAAUGGAGAACAAUUGUCCAAUCGCACCGAGUGAUUACGAGGAUUUCUUUAAUGCCCUGUCUUCGACGCUCAACGGAAUAACAGCUAUGAAUUAUUUUCUUGGCAAAUAUUCUACAGACCUCGUCAACAACGUAAAAGAUGGUCAAAAUAUAGCUAAGACUAUGUUCUCUAUAUUAGCUUCGAAGGUUUCCACGAAGAGUGAAAUCGAAAAUAUGAUGGAAAUGGCGUUCGACAGCAAUACGCCCGAUGAGUAUAGAAACAAACUUGUUCCAGUGUAUCAGAAUGAAAUUGAAGACUACGAAAAAUGGUACGACAAUGGUAGACCAGAAACGAUAUGGAUGCACAUAAACCCUUUGACGAAAGGUUUGCCGCUGAAUCCAUCGGAUCGGUAUACGACUUCGCGGAGCCCGACGAAAGAUGACGAUUCUAGCGCUUCGUCGAGAUUGUAUAACUAUGCCAUUAUUUUUCAGAUUUUAGCACUGUCUGUUUCAGUUAAAUUACUUGUUAACAUAAUCUAAAUAAACCUUAAUCAAAUGUGUGCACUACAUUAUGAUCUUGUCUAACGAUAAAUAUGUAUAAAUAUGUAUUUUCACAAAUUAUUUUUUUUUAUCGAAGUGAAAAUUAUAUAAUAAUAAUUGGGUUUUGCGUCA